This is a messenger RNA of Penicillium roqueforti, 2091 nucleotides long. Its product is annotated as transcriptional regulator family TF. Gene Ontology annotation, biological process: regulation of DNA-templated transcription; DNA-templated transcription. The transcript has 6 exons. Lineage: Eukaryota; Fungi; Ascomycota; Eurotiomycetes; Eurotiales; Aspergillaceae. The coding region runs from base 1 to 2091 and encodes 696 amino acids. Gene Ontology annotation, molecular function: DNA-binding transcription factor activity, RNA polymerase II-specific; zinc ion binding; DNA binding. The record is from RefSeq and is a predicted model, not a curated record.
AUGAGUGGGCAUCAUCGCCGUCUUGUACCCGGUCCCUCGCCUGAGGAGGAGGAACAUGACCACGACAACUACCAUGAAAAUGAUCUUGAAAAUGGCAGUCCACUCACCGAGGAAGGUAAGGGUUCUGGUACGUGGAAGAAGAGAGUUUCGACUGCGUGUCUGGCUUGUAAGAAGUCGAAGAGGAAGUGCUCCGGCACAUCCCCCUGCGCAAACUGCCAAACCUUCAAAAGAGUCUGCAUCUUCGACGAAUCUCUCGACCAACGCCGACGCGUAGCCGCAAAACGCACAGCAGACGAGCUCUCCUACCACCGCGACCUCCUCUCCGACCUCUUCAAGCUCGUCCGCGAAGCAAACGAAGCUGACGCCCUCCAUCUCCUAACGAUAAUCCGCCACAAUGCCCCCGCCGAUGAAAUCCGCGCCUACAUAAACGAAACACUCGCCUCGAUCACGUCAACCACUGAUACAUCAACAUCCACGGCGCACAAGCAGGAAACCGUCGCGAAGCUGGAGGAUAUGCGCCAGCUUCUCAAUGUCGAGGGUACGGGUCCCACUUUCAGAAGGAAGGUUAUGGAUAUCCAUUACCUGUGUGACUCGGCGCCUUGUGAAGUGCCUGCGGCGCCGUGGACGAGGGUUACUGCUGAUGCGGAUCUGGUGUCGCAUCUUGUUUCGUUGUAUUUUGCGUGGGAUUGGCCGUUUGCGGCUAUUUUGGACAAGGAGGUUUUUGUUAGGCAUAUGGCGAAGGGGUACUUCUCUGAGUUCUCCGAGGCUUAUGUUGUUCCUGGCGAUAUCUCUUCAAAAGGGAGUGGUUUUCUUGCCGAGGCAGAGAGGUUGAGAGGCGAAGAGAAUUCGCAGCCUAGUUUGGCAGGUUUACAGGGGACGUUGUUGAUGUAUGAGAGAUAUGCAAUGUCCCGCGAAGACGAUCUGGGCUAUAUCAUGCUGCACCAGGCUAUCCAAAUGGGCGAGGCACUGGGUCUGGUCGGCAGCACAGGACCUAGAAUAGCUUCGGCGGAGUUAUCCCAAGACAUGGAUAUCUCAUGCAAGCGCACAGCUUGGGGUUUGUUCAACGUCGACACCAUGGUCCACACAUCCUUCCUGCGCCCAAGUCUCAUCGAUCACGUCAACAUGGCCCGUCUGGAUAUCAACCAGCCCGAAGACAAAGCCCUCUGGCAGCCAUACCCAACCCAUCGCGACCCGCGCCUGUCAUUCUUCAGUCAGUACUUCGACGAAGCAUGCAACCUGUCAACGAUCGCACGCGAUAUCUCCCGCAACAUGUUCGCAGACCACAGGAGCAAGACUGGCCUCGGCCCUAUCCACCGCCAGAGCCGCGAGGAUCUGUACGACCGUAUCCGUCGUUGGCACGAUCUUCUCCCGGAGGACUUUGAUGUGCGGUAUAGGCCGGCUCCGCAUAUUAUCUUGUUGAAAAUGCGCUACCACGCCCUCAUCAUAAAUCUCUUCAGCUGCAUUUCCGAAGAUGAAGUCCCGCCCACACCCUUCGAGCCCAAAACACCGGAAAGCCCGCCGCGCCAUACUCCCGAGAGAAAAUAUAACGCGCGGGAAGUAACGCAGAGCGCGGCCCGCGGCAUCGCUGCCCUAACGCGUCUCCACAGACGUGAGUUCGGGGUUAGCCGCGCGCACCAGUUUGCGAUGUAUGCGAUCAACCUGGCGCUGUUUACGCUGCUCGAGCAAGACUCGUUUGAUGUGCUGGAUGAGGAUUUCCUCAUUCUUUCGAGUGCAUUCUCGGUUGUUGCGAGUCGAUCCGCGCUGGGGAGGAAUCUGUUUCAUAUUUUCCGACAGUCGGUCAGGGCGAAGGCGCAGGGCUAUCGUAUUCGGGAGAGUUCUGUGCCUGAUGAGUUGAAGGAUUUGUUUGACGAGGCCUCGAAGGAAAGGGGGUGUGAUCGAUUUGAUGAGUAUGCUGAUGGACUUGAGAAGUUAAAUCAGAAGGAAAAGUAUCAUGGGAUUGGAGAUGGGAAUGGUAAAGGGUUGCAGGAUUAUCCUGGACUUGGACUUUCCGAUAUGUUGGAUCGAUAUGAGAGUCUGAGUCUUGGGAAGGAUGAUGUUCUGGUUGAGAGGUAUCGACCUGUUGGAUGUUGA